AUGAACUUCAAUGAGAAAACUUCUGCAGUACAAGAAACAGUACAAAAUACUGACAUGAAAUCAGAAUCUUCUCAAGAACAAACAACUCUCUUGAGAGAGAAAAUGCAAAAAACAACAUAUUUAACAAACUAG
Messenger RNA from Cetraspora pellucida, 132 nucleotides. The record is from the annotation of a GenBank genome assembly. NCBI's taxonomy places the organism in Eukaryota, Fungi, Glomeromycota, Glomeromycetes, Diversisporales, Gigasporaceae.